Molecule: messenger RNA, 873 nt
Organism: Arachis stenosperma
Lineage: Eukaryota; Viridiplantae; Streptophyta; Magnoliopsida; Fabales; Fabaceae
Exons: 5
Coding region: 1-873 (290 amino acids)
Biological process (GO): DNA integration
Molecular function (GO): nucleic acid binding
Source: RefSeq, a predicted model, not a curated record
AUGCUUGAUCACCUGUCAGUUGACCCAGCAAAGAUAGAUGUUAUUUCAAGUCUACCUUACCCCUCUUCCGUGAGGGAGGUUCAUUCGUUUCUUGGUCACGCAGGUUUCUACCGGCGGUUCAUCAAGGAUUUCAGUAAGGUAGCACUGCCUCUAUUCAGACUGCUACAGAAAGAUGUUGAGUUUGAGCUGAGUGCUGACUGCAAGGAAGAGUUCGAUAAACUAAAGACCGCCUUGACCCAAGCCCCCAUUGUGAGAGGGCCUGACUGGAGUCAACCAUUUGAGAUAAUGUGCGACGCCUCCAACUAUGCAGUAGGAGCGGCGCUAGCUCAUCGCGACGGUAAGGACCCUUUCGUUAUUAGGUGUGGUGCUGACCAAAUAAUUAGGAGAUGUGUACCACUAUCAGAAUUUCAGUCCAUUUUAGAAGCCUGCCACUCUUCAGAUAGUGGUGGUCAUUUUGGUCCUCAAAGAACAGCUAGAAAGAUUUUAGACUGUAGAUUCUGGUUUGGUAAUAUAUCAAAGAGGGAUGAAAUGCCCCAACAAUCCAUGUUAUUCUGUAAAAAUUUCGAUGUAUGGGAUAUUGACUUCAUGGGUCCAUUUCCAAACUCUAAUGGUUUCGUAUAUGUACUAAAUCAUAUUAUCUGUCGCUUUGGAUCACCACGAGUAAUCGUGAGUGAUCAAGGCACUCACUUUUGCAACAGGAAAUUAACAGGCCUACUGAAGAAACAUAGCAUCAUUCACAAGAUAGCAACAACCUACCAUCCCCAGACCAAUGGGCAAUCAGAGGUGUCUAAUAGAGAGAUAAAGCACAUAUUGCAGAAGAUAGUCAAACCUCACCGGAAGGACUGGAGCACCAGACUUGUUGAUGCGCUCUGA